CCAUCUCUUCUUCCUCAUCUGCUUCCUUCUUCUGAUCGCCUCCAAUGGCGUCCUCCUUCCUCCGCGCCUCGCCGCUCUCCCUCCUCUCCCGCCUGAAGCCGGUCAACCGAAGGCCCCCCGCCUCGCACCUCCGCCGCCUCCUUCUGCUCUCCGGCUCCACCUCGGUCCCCUCCUGCUCCCCGCCCACGCUCCGAACCCUAGCCACCGAUGCGGCGACCGCACCCGAGGAGGCGGCGCUUCCCGCGGCGGAGGCGAAGCUGGAGAGGAUGCAGCCGCUUCAGUGGCCUCGGCGGGACGCGCUGUGCGGCGACCUCGGCGCGGGCGACGCCGGCCGCCGGGUGCGGCUCUGCGGCUGGGUCGCUCUCCGCCGCACCCACGCCGGCCUCACUUUCCUCACCCUCCGUGAUUCCUCCGGCAUGGUUCAGGUGGCAACCUUGCCAGAGUACCCUGAAGUAUAUGCUGUUGUGAACAAGCUGAGAGUGGAAUCAGUGGUUUCUGUUGAGGGGGUGGUGCGCCCACGCCCGACAGAAGCCAUCAACACAGAGAUGAAGACUGGGGCUAUAGAGGUUGUUGCAGAUCAUAUAUUGGUGCUGAACUCUGUAACUCGUUCACUACCUUUUCCAGUCACUACUGCUGAUACUGUAAAAGAGAAAUUUCCAGAAGAAGUCAGAUUGAGAUUUAGGGUGCUUGACUUACGUCGACCACAAAUGCAGUCAAACUUGAGAUUGCGCCAUAAAGUAAUUAAGCACGUUCGUCGUUACUUGGAGGAUAGACAUGAUUUUGUUGAGAUUGAGACUCCAAUUUUAUCCAAGUCUACACCAGAAGGUGCUCGGGACUAUCUUGUACCUUCAAGAGUCCAGCCAGGAACAUGCUUUGCUCUUCCUCAAAGUCCUCAGUUGUUCAAGCAAAUGUUGAUGGCGUCUGGCUUUGAAAAAUAUUUUCAGAUCGCAAGAUGCUUCCGGGACGAAGAUCUGCGUGCAGAUAGGCAACCAGAAUUUACACAACUCGAUAUGGAGAUUGCCUUUACAUCAAUGGAGGAUAUGUUGAAGUUGAAUGAAGAGUUGAUGAUACAUAUAUUUCAAGAGGUGGGAGAUAUCAAGCUUCCAAAAUGUUUUCCAAGGCUUACCUACGCGGAGGCAAUGAAUUGUUAUGGCACAGACAGGCCUGACCUUCGGUUUGACUGGGAGCUAAAAGAUGCUAGUGAUGUAUUUUUGGGCAGUAGCUUCAAGGUUUUCGCAGAUACAUUAGAAAAUGGUGGUGUAAUAAAGGCAUUGUCUGUGCCUGGUGGUGCCAAAGUUUUUUCAAACACUGACCUGAAGAAGGGAACUGUUUAUGCUGAAGCAUCCAAAGCUGGAGCUAAGGGCCUGCCUUUCCUCAAAGUUAUGGAUAAUGGGGAGCUUGAAGGAAUUGGUCCGCUUGUGUCAACUCUGAAACCUGAAAAGAAAGAACAGCUGUUGGAACUUUUAGAUGCAAAAGCAGGUGAUCUUAUCCUGUUUGCCCUGGGCGAGCAAUCAACAGCUAAUCAAAUUCUUGGCAGGUUAAGAUUAUUUAUUGCUCAUAAGUUGGAAGUGAUAGACACGUCAGCACACUCAAUUCUUUGGGUGACAGACUUUCCAAUGUUUGAAUGGAACAGUGAUGAGCAGAGAUAUGAGGCUCUACACCAUCCUUUCACCGCACCAAAUCCUGAAGAUAUGAAUGAUCUACCUUCAGCUCGUGCCCUGGCUUAUGAUAUGAUUUACAAUGGGGUUGAGAUCGGAGGAGGCAGUUUGAGGAUCUACAAAAGUGAUGUGCAACAAAGAAUAUUUGAGAUCAUCGGUAUCUCACCUGAACAGGCAGAGGAAAAAUUUGGUUACCUUUUGGAGUGUUUCGACAUGGGUGCUCCUCCGCAUGGAGGAAUUGCUUAUGGGUUGGAUCGGUUAGUGAUGCUUUUGGCUUGCGAAAGUUCAAUCCGGGAUGUGAUAGCUUUCCCGAAGACCACGACUGCUCAAUGUUCACUCACCAAAGCGCCAUCUCCUGUGGAUCCUCAGCAAUUGAAGGAUCUCGGCCUACAUGCUCCGUGACCAAAUUGUUCAUAGCUUAGGGGCAAAGUUAUCUAGGAACAGCUACAGUAUACUCCUGGAAUUUGAUCUCUUCCAGGACAUUCUCUCUUUACAUGUAGAGAACGAGGUUUUGUUUAUGAGAUUUUCUUGAGCAUGGAAGAUGAUUGGUCGCCCUUCAGAUGUCACCAGAUCUGCCUGCAUCAAUGUCACACAAAUAAAUUUGGGCUGCCAACAAUUGUAUCAUUGUAGAAUUAGAGUUGGGUGAGCUAGGCUCUCGGCAAAUCCAGCUUUGCCGUGUGCACGAAGAAAAGGCUCCGGCAAAGCCGAGGGCACACGACAAAUCACGUCUUUCCGGUAGUGAUUUGCAGAUGAUGACUGUGUGACAUGGAUCUUGAGCCAUAUUCCGUGAAAAUCAUUCAACUCUGCUCCUGAGUCCUGACUAUAUAUGGAAGGUUCACCUGCC
Messenger RNA from Brachypodium distachyon (stiff brome), 2502 nucleotides. RefSeq names its product aspartate--tRNA ligase, chloroplastic/mitochondrial. Gene Ontology annotation, molecular function: nucleic acid binding; aspartate-tRNA ligase activity; ATP binding. Bases 45 to 2060 code for a protein of 671 amino acids. The transcript is spliced from 15 exons. Gene Ontology annotation, biological process: aspartyl-tRNA aminoacylation. Gene Ontology annotation, cellular component: cytoplasm. The record is from RefSeq and is a predicted model, not a curated record. NCBI's taxonomy places the organism in Eukaryota, Viridiplantae, Streptophyta, Magnoliopsida, Poales, Poaceae.